AUGGGCAUCUUCAAACCCAAGGCGUGGUUAUCUGUUGUCACUGACCUGGACAAGGCAGAACCAAGUUCCUACAAGGAAGCUCUCCUCCAUCCCAAAUGGCAUUGUGCUAUGCUUGAUGAGUAUAAAGCACUUAUUCGAAACAACACAUGGUCAUUAAUGCCUCUACCCCAAGAUCGUAAAGUCAUUGGUACCAAAUGGGUGUUUCGACUCAAACACAACCAGUUAGGUGAAAUUGAUCAUUUUAAGGCCCGAUUAGUCAUUCAAGGUUUUAGCCAAGAUUAUGGUAUUGACUAUUUUGAAACAUUCAGCCCAGUUGUCAAGUUACCACAAUUCGGAUUUCUUAUCCAUUGUCGUAUCAAACAAUUGGGCCAUUCGGCAACUUGA
Molecule: messenger RNA, 384 nt
Organism: Benincasa hispida (wax gourd)
Lineage: Eukaryota; Viridiplantae; Streptophyta; Magnoliopsida; Cucurbitales; Cucurbitaceae
Source: RefSeq, a predicted model, not a curated record